Anas platyrhynchos (mallard) is the source of this 8661-nucleotide messenger RNA. Lineage: Eukaryota; Metazoa; Chordata; Aves; Anseriformes; Anatidae. The record is from RefSeq and is a predicted model, not a curated record.
GAAGGGGUGGGGCUUUCCCUGAGGGAAACCAGGCAUGUGUUGGGUUGUGGAAGGGUCUAGAAUGCUCCUGUGCUGUGAGGAAGCCCCUAGUGCAAGGCUUAGGGUGACUGUUGGGAAGAGUAGGAAGCAAAAAUAACCCCUGAGCCUCAGAGGGGAGAAACUUGGGAGCACAGAGGCAACUGCACAGAGGGCAGCAGAGGCCAAGAAGGUUUCCUGGGGGGAAAAUGUGCCUCAGGGAGAAAGGCUGGGCCGUGAGGAUGCUGAAAACUUGGUUUUAAUGAGGAAGUCACAAUGGCAGUCCCACAGCCUGCUCACAACAUCGGCAGCUCAGACGCAGCUGGUGCUGGUUAAGUCCCAGAGCCCAUGAGGUGAAGGCACUGCUGUUACCAAACACACCGCCCUGUGACGUGUCUCAUGUGUUUUGAAGACUGUCUGAUGAAUUCCAGAAUUGAAGAACAUUGUGUAGAUACCAAGGAAAAUAAUUCUUGUGAUUUUGGUGACCAGAAGGAAAGCAGGAAGCAUGGAUUUGUACUAAAAGCAGAAGCUUUUGAAGGAAAUUAUUGGCCCCAAUAUUUUCUCCAAAAACAGAAAGAAACUCUGCAAAGAAUUAUGAGCAAGGAUUCCUGUUCUACCUGGGGUGGAGGGCACUUUUCGACCUUUGAUAAAUACCAGUAUGACUUCACUGGGACCUGCAACUAUAUCUUUGCAACUGUAUGUGAUGAAUCCAGCCCAGACUUCAACGUUCAGUUCCGCCGUGGGCUGGACAAAAAGAUUGCGAGGAUCAUUAUUGAGCUGGGACCUUCUGUCAUCAUUGUUGAGAAAGAAAGCAUUUUUGUCAGGAGUGUUGGUGCCAUUAAGUUGCCGUAUGCUAACAAUGGAAUUCAAAUAGCCCCUUACGGCCGCAGCACCCGCCUCGUGGCCAAGCUGAUGGAGAUGGAGCUAGUUGUCAUGUGGAACAACGAGGACUAUCUCAUGGUUUUGACUGAAAAAAAGUAUAUGGGAAAAACCUGUGGAAUGUGUGGAAAUUAUGAUGGCUAUGAACUAAAUGACUUUGUGAGUGAAGGAAAAUUGCUGGAUGCAUACAAAUAUGCUGCAUUACAAAAAAUGGAUGAUCCAUCAGAGAUCUGCCUGUCUGAGGAGAUACCAAUUCCUGCCAUUCCCCACAAAAAAUACGCCAUGAUCUGCUCUCAGCUACUUAACCUAGUGUCACCAACCUGCAGUGUGCCAAAGGAUGGGUUUGUCAUUCGUUGUCAGCUUGAUAUGCAGGACUGCAGUGAGCCAGGACAAAAGAAUUGUACUUGCUCUACACUGUCAGAGUAUUCAAGGCAAUGUGCUAUGUCCCAUCAAGUGGUGCUCAACUGGAGAACUGAAAACUUCUGCUCUGUGGGAAAAUGUUCAGCUAACCAGAUCUAUGAAGAGUGUGGUUCUCCGUGUAUUAAAACCUGUUCCAACCCAGAAUACAGCUGUUCCAGUCACUGUACCUAUGGCUGCUUUUGUCCAGAAGGAACUGUUCUUGAUGACAUCUCAAAGAAUCGAACAUGUGUUCACCUUAGUCAGUGCCCAUGUACACUGAAUGGGGAAACAUAUGCUCCUGGUGAGACAAUGAAAGCAGCAUGUAGGACGUGUAAAUGUACAAUGGGUCAAUGGAAUUGCAAAGACUUGCCCUGCCCUGGAAGGUGUUCAUUGGAAGGAGGCUCCUUUGUUACCACAUUUGAUUCUAGAUCAUACAGGUUCCAUGGAGUUUGCACUUAUAUUCUUAUGAAGAGUUCAAGCCUUCCAAACAAUGGAACCCUAAUGGCUGUAUAUGAAAAGUCUGGUUAUUCUCAUUCUGAAACAUCACUUAGUGCUAUAAUUUACCUGUCUACGAAGGACAAAAUUGUGAUUUCUCAGAAUGAACUCCUUACUGAUGAUGAUGAACUUAAACGGCUACCUUACAGAUCAGGAGACAUCACUAUUUUCAGACAGUCCUCGAUGUUCAUUCAAAUACAUACAGUGUUUGAUCUGGAAGUUCUAGUUCAAACAUCACCUGUGUUCCAGGCCUAUGUGAAAGUUGGAUCACAGUUCAAAGGCAGAACCCUGGGUUUGUGUGGCAAUUACAAUGGAGACACUACAGAUGACUUCAUGACUAGCAUGGAUAUCACUGAAGGAACAGCUUCCCUGUUUGUAGAUUCCUGGAGGGCAGGAAAUUGCAAUCCUGCUUUAGAGAGAGAGACUGACCCUUGUGCUUUGAGUCAACUGAACAAAAUAUCUGCUGAGACUCAUUGCUCCAUUCUUACGAAGAAAGGUACAGUGUUUGAGAAGUGCCAUACUGUGGUGAACCCCAUUCCUUUCUACAAGAGAUGCGUCUACCAAGCCUGUAAUUACGAAGAGACCUUCCCUUAUAUUUGUUCUGCUCUGGGAUCGUAUGCACGAACAUGCAGUUCGAUGGGUUUAAUCCUUGAAAACUGGAGAGAGAGUAUGGACAAUUGCACCAUUCCCUGUACAGGCAAUCAAACAUUCAGCUACAACACUCAGGCAUGCGACAGGACAUGCUUGUCACUCUCCUACCGAGCCCUGGAAUGUCAUCCAACUGACAUCCCUAUUGAAGGCUGCCAUUGUCCUAAAGGAACGUAUUUGAACCACAAGAAUGAGUGUGUUCGUAAAUCUCACUGUCCCUGUUAUUUAGAAGAUAGGAAGUACAUCCUACCUGAUCAGUCAACAAUGAGUGGUGGGAUUACCUGCUACUGUGUUAAUGGGAGGCUCAGUUGCACUGGCAAACCUCAAAAUCCUGCAGAAAGCUGCAGAGCUCCUAAGAAAUAUAUAUCAUGUUCUGACAACUUAGAAAACAAGUAUGGAGCUACAUGUGCCCCUACCUGUCAGAUGCUGGCUACUGGAAUUGAAUGUAUACCUACUAAAUGUGAAUCAGGAUGUGUCUGCGCUGAUGGGCUAUACGAAAAUCUUGAUGGCAGGUGUGUUCCAGCUGAGGAUUGUCCUUGUGAAUAUGGUGGCCUUGCGUAUGGAAGAGGUGAACAGAUCCAAACUGAAUGUGAAAUCUGCACUUGCAGAAAAGGCAAAUGGAAAUGUGUUCAGAAAUCAAAGUGUUCUUCAACGUGUAAUCUUUAUGGAGAAGGCCACAUCACCACUUUUGAUGGACAACGUUUUGUUUUUGAUGGCAACUGUGAAUACAUAUUAGCUAUGGAUGGCUGCAGUGUUAAUAGACCUCAUUCCUCUUUUAAAAUCAUUACUGAGAAUGUCAUCUGUGGGAAAUCAGGGGUUACAUGCUCUAGAUCCAUCAGCAUUUACCUUGGGAACCUGACACUUGUACUGCGAGAUGAAACCUUCUCUGUUUCUGGGGAAAAUCCUUUAGUGCGAUACAGUGUGAAAAAGAAUGCUCUCCACCUGAUGUUUGAUAUCAUUAUCCCAGGAAAAUACAACAUGACCCUUAUCUGGAAUAAGCACAUGAACUUCUUCAUCAAGAUCUCCAGGGAAACACAGGAAACUAUUUGUGGUUUGUGUGGGAACUAUAAUGGCAAUAUGAAAGAUGAUUUUGAAACCCGAAGCAAGUAUGUGGCAUCAAAUGAGCUGGAAUUUGUGAACUCUUGGAAGGAGAAUCCUCUCUGUGGGGAUGUAUACUUUGUAGUGGACCCAUGUAGUAAGAACCCUUACCGUAAGGCUUGGGCAGAAAAGACAUGUUCCAUCAUCAACAGCCAAGUCUUUUCUGCCUGUCACAAUAAGGUGAAUCGUAUGCCCUAUUACGAGGCCUGCGUUCGAGACUCAUGUGGCUGUGACAUUGGAGGGGAUUGUGAAUGCAUGUGUGAUGCCAUUGCGGUAUAUGCGAUGGCAUGCUUAGAUAAAGGUAUCUGCAUUGACUGGAGGACCCCUGAGUUUUGCCCUGUCUAUUGUGAGUAUUACAAUUCUCAUAAAAACACAGGAAGUGGAGGUGCUUUAUCCUAUGCCUACAACAAUGACAACUGCACCUGGCAUUACAGGCCCUGUAAUUGUCCAAACCAAAACUACAAAUAUGUCAACAUUGAAGGCUGUUACAACUGCUCUCAUGAUGAAUAUUUUGACUAUGAGACGGAAAAAUGCAUGCCAUGUGGAUAUGAAAGCAUUAGUACUACACCUGAAACUUCACCUUUGACAGUAACAACAGUGCAGCCUAACAUAACAAGAAGCUCUACAGCAGUCACAUCACCCGCAACUCUGCUACCAACAUCACCUGCUAUUACCUCUUCUGCAUCUACUGUAUCAACUGAGACCAUGAGUCCAACAAUAACCUCAAAAAUCACCAUUCCAAGAACUUCAUCAGCAACACCUCUUGUCACAAUAAAGUCAACAACUGAACAUACAACAUUGGUUUUUACUACGCCAAGUAUGACCACAACUGUCACUACACCCUCCAUAACUACCUCAACAAGAAGGACCACAUCCAGUAAGCCGAUAUCUACACCUACUGCCUCACCAACCACUGCUUCAACAGAGACAGAAAAAGUAAGGGUCACUACACCACUCUUCGAGACCCCUACAAAAAAGGAAAUGACAACCACCUCUAUAUCUUCUCAUACUACAUCUCAGAUUGCAACCUCCAGCCAGCCUGAACUAACAACAGUAGAGAGUGAGGGAACUGAAGCAACCACUCUACACCACCGAGUCUCAGUAGCUGUCACCCACAAAAGGCCAACUGUGCCACACAGUGUGCCACAAUUCAUCACGCAGAAGACCACACCUGUGACAUUGGCCAGCAGUACCUCCCAGACCUCUGUUUCCAGAGAAGCCAGCCCUGCCAGCAGUCCAGAAGUCCCACUGACAAAGACGUCUCCGAGCCCCAGCUCUUUACCUGUCACCUCAACCUCAUCUGUUUCUUCCUCCUCAUCUGCCCUGCCCUCAACACGGCUGAGACCAUCACAUCCCGCCUCCAAAACUACAUUGCCACCAGUGAGCACGGAGAAGACCACCCCGGCCACGUCUGCCAGCAGCACCUCCAGGACGUCCGUGCCCAGCGAGGCCAGCCCCGCCAGCAGCCCAGCAGUGCCAGUGGCCAGGACGUCGCCUGCCCCCAGCAGCCCUCUCAGCACCAGGCUGCCAUCUGCCGCCCCUUCCACAGCCUCCUCCCCGUCGCCCCCAAGCUCCCGGCUCAGGCCCACGCCUACGACCCUGAGGCCCAAGCCCUCUCCCCCGAGGACCAGUGCUCCCACAGAGUCGCCUGCGUCCUCCGCACCCUCCACAGCCAAAACCAGCCCGCUGCCCUCAUCUACGUCCUCCCCGCUCUCAACUGUGUCCUCAGCAGUGCCGAGCUCCUCACAGCCAGCUUCCACCCCCAAAGAGACAACGGUGCCUCACAUCGUGCCGCCCGUGAGCACGGAGAAGACCACCCCGGCCACGUCUGCCAGCAGCACCUCCAGGACGUCCGUGCCCAGCGAGGCCAGCCCCGCCAGCAGCCCAGCAGUGCCAGUGGCCAGGACAUCGCCAGCCCACAGCAGCCCUCUCAGCACCAGGCUGCCAUCUGCCGCCCCUUCCACAGCCUCCUCCCCGUCGCCCCCAAGCUCCCGGCUCAGGCCCACGCCUACGACCCUGAGGCCCAAGCCCUCUCCCCCGAGGACCAGUGCUCCCACAGAGUCGCCUGCGUCCUCCACACCCUCCACAGCCAAAACCAGCCCGCUGCCCUCAUCUACAUCCUUCCCGCUCUCAACUGUGUCCUCAGCAGCUCCGAGCUCCUCACAGCCAGCCUCCACCCCCAAAGAGACAACGGUGCCUCACAUCGUGCCGCCCGUGAGCACGGAGAAGACCACCCCGGCCACGUCUGCCAGCAGCACCUCCAGGACGUCUGUGCCCAGCGAGGCCAGCCCCGCCAGCAGCCCAGCAGUGCCAGUGGCCAGGACGUCGCCUGCCCCCAGCAGCCCUCUCAGCACCAGGCUGCCAUCUGCCGCCCCUUCCACAGCCUCCUCCCCAUCGCCCCCAAGCUCCCAGCUCAGGCCCACACCUACGACCCUGAGGCCCAAGCCCUCUCCCCCGAGGACCAGUGCUCCCACAGAGUCGCCUGCGUCCUCCGCACCCUCCACAGCCAAAACCAGCCCGCUGCCCUCAUCUGCGUCCUCCCCGCUCUCAACUGUGUCCUCAGCAGUGCCGAGCUCCUCACAGCCAGCCUCCACCCCCAAAGAGACAACGGUGCCUCACAUCGUGCCGCCCGUGAGCACGGAGAAGACCACCCCGGCCACGUCUGCCAGCAGCACCUCCAGGACGUCCGUGCCCAGCGAGGCCAGCCCCGCCAGCAGCCCAGCAGUGCCAGUGGCCAGGACGUCGCCUGCCCCCAGCAGCCCUCUCAGCACCAGGCUGCCAUCUGCCGCCCCUUCCACAGCCUCCUCCCCAUCGCCCCCAAGCUCCCGGCUCAGGCCCACGCCUACGACCCUGAGGCCCAAGCCCUCUCCCCCGAGGACCAGUGCUCCCACAGAGUCGCCUGCGUCCUCCGCACCCUCCACAGCCAAAACCAGCCCGCUGCCCUCAUCUACGUCCUCCCCACUCUCAACUGUGUCCUCAGCAGUGACGAGCUCCUCACAGCCAGCCUCCACCCCCAAAGAGACAACGGUGCCUCACAUCGUGCCGCCCGUGAGCACGGAGAAGACCACCCCGGCCACGUCUGCCAGCAGCACCUCCAGGACGUCCGUGCCCAGCGAGGCCAGCCCCGCCAGCAGCCCAGCAGUGCCAGUGGCCAGGACGUCGCCUGCCCCCAGCAGCCCUCUCAGCACCAGGCUGCCAUCUGCCGCCCCUUCCACAGCCUCCUCCCCGUCGCCCCCAAGCUCCCGGCUCAGGCCCACGCCUACGACCCUGAGGCCCAAGCCCUCUCCCCCGAGGACCAGUGCUCCCACAGAGUCGCCUGCGUCCUCCGCACCCUCCACAGCCAAAACCAGCCCGCUGCCCUCAUCUACGUCCUCCCCUCUCUCAACUGUGUCCUCAGCAGUGCCGAGCUCCUCACAGCCAGCCUCCACCCCCAAAGAGACAACGGUGCCUCACAUCGUGCCGCCCGUGAGCACGGAGAAGACCACCCCGGCCACGUCUGCCAGCAGCACCUCCAGGACGUCCGUGCCCAGCGAGGCCAGCCCCGCCAGCAGCCCAGCAGUGCCAGUGGCCAGGACGUCGCCUGCCCCCAGCAGCCCUCUCAGCACCAGGCUGCCAUCUGCCGCCCCUUCCACAGCCUCCUCCCCGUCGCCCCCAAGCUCCCGGCUCAGGCCCACGCCUACGACCCUGAGGCCCAAGCCCUCUCCCCCGAGGACCAGUGCUCCCACAGAGUCGCCUGCGUCCUCCGCACCCUCCACAGCCAAAACCAGCCCGCUGCCCUCAUCUGCGUCCUCCCCGCUCUCAACUGUGUCCUCAGCAGUGACGAGCUCCUCACAGCCAGCCUCCACCCCCAAAGAGACAACGGUGCCUCACAUCGUGCCGCCCGUGAGCACGGAGAAGACCACCCCGGCCACGUCUGCCAGCAGCACCUCCAGGACCUCCGUGCCCAGCGAGGCCAGCCCCGCCAGCAGCCCAGCAGUGCCAGUGGCCAGGACGUCGCCUGCCCCCAGCAGCCCUCUCAGCACCAGGCUGCCAUCUGCCGCCCCUUCCACAGCCUCCUCCCCGUCGCCCCCAAGCUCCCGGCUCAGGCCCACGCCUACGACCCUGAGGCCCAAGCCCUCUCCCGCGAGGACCAGUGCUCCCACAGAGUCGCCUGCGUCCUCCGCACCCUCCACAGCCAAAACCAGCCCGCUGCCCUCAUCUGCGUCCUCCCCGCUCUCAACUGUGUCCUCAGCAGUGACAAGCUCCUCACAGCCAGCCUCCACCCCCAAAGAGACAACGGUGCCUCACAUCGUGCCACCCGUGAGCACGGAGAAGACCACCCCAGCCACGUCUGCCAGCAGCACCUCCAGGACCUCCGUGCCCAGCGAGGCCAGCCCCGCCAGCAGCCCAGCAGUGCCAGUGGCCAGGACGUCGCCUGCCCCCAGCAGCCCUCUCAGCACCAGGCUGCCAUCUGCCGCCCCUUCCACAGCCUCCUCCCCGUUGCCCCCAACAAAGUCCAUGCCUACAGCCUUCAUUCCCACUUUGACCUCCUCUGAGAGUACCACUUAUUCUUCCCCCUCACCAAACACCACAGUUUCUUUUACUCCACGUGGUGAAACAUUUUCAGUAGCACUUCCAACUGCUGUCUCUUCCAAAUCCACCCCAGUUGUGAUCCCAAGAGUGUUACCUACAACAACUGUGUUUCCUCCCAGUUUUGUUACCACUGCUUCUACAGAGACCCCUUCUGUUGAACAGACUUCUAUCCGAACAACUGCACUAACUACCAGGCGUACUACAUCGUCUCUUUCUGUUACAUCUGAACUUUCAACAUCCCUGUCUUCUGUUAGACCAGCUACAGUACCACAAGAGAAUUGCCUAAAAGUUGAAUAUGAAGAAAAAAUAACUUACAAAGGCUGUUCUGCUAACAUCACUUUGAGCCGAUGUGAAGGAUCAUGUCCAUCUUCAACAACGUUGAAUGCUGAGACCAUGGAGGUCACCACAGCAUGCGGCUGUUGUAGGCCUCUUCGACUUUAUAAGAAGGAAUUCCAGCUACCAUGUGAAGACCCAGAUAACCCCCAAAAAAGGCUUGUCAAGGAAAUCACUGUGUUUGGUGGCUGUGUUUGCAACUUUGACACCUGCAUACAAUAG